Molecule: messenger RNA, 378 nt
Organism: Exophiala oligosperma
Lineage: Eukaryota; Fungi; Ascomycota; Eurotiomycetes; Chaetothyriales; Herpotrichiellaceae
Exons: 1
Coding region: 1-378 (125 amino acids)
Source: RefSeq, a predicted model, not a curated record
AUGCCUCACAUACCUCCCGCCCCCGCGAAACCCUGGCUUCACUGGCCCAAGCAAUCCAAGACAUACGGGCCCUUAAUCUCUGUGAAGGCGCUCGGCCAGACCAUCAUCAUCGCAUCUUCACUGUCCAUCGUUCCGGACCUCCCUGGAAGGAAAGCGCUCCUCGGCAAUAUCAUCCCAGGCCAGCUUCGCCUUCGGCUCCAAGUUAUGCGGCUGGGAAUAUGGACCGGCCAUGGUGCCCUCCUCAUCUCGCAUCCGCGCGUAACGGGAUCAUUGCACUCGUCCCACGUAACUGGCCCUGCUAUCCAGCAACAUCGAGACCGAGACAGCGCUGUUCUUGUUCAAAGGGAUCUGAAUGACCACUCGACGUAUUGCGGCUGA